This is a messenger RNA of Mycena citricolor, 831 nucleotides long. NCBI's taxonomy places the organism in Eukaryota, Fungi, Basidiomycota, Agaricomycetes, Agaricales, Mycenaceae. The record is from the annotation of a GenBank genome assembly.
UUUCGUCGACAUCUCUCAUCUUGCUGCUAUCAUACGCAAUGGCUGCUGCUUGGGUCUCACCUGCAACGCGCACAGAUCUCAUCGAAGACCUUGUUUCCGGCGUCGACAGAUACAACCCAUCGAACGUUGGAAUCCUCGAAGAUUACCUCUACCACCAAAUCCGUAGUCAGGAAUACGACUGUCUGGCUAACCUCGCGAUUCUAAAACUGUACCAAUUCAAUCCCGACCUGUACAAUCCCGAUGUUGUCGUCAACAUCCUCCUCAAAGCCCUCACCGCUUCCCCACUUCCCGACUUCAACCUGUGUAUCAGUCUACUCGAUGAGAGGCCGAUCAACGCCACCCUCGACGAACCCGACCCACUUCCCACCCUCCUCCCUGCCUUGAAGCAGCUCCACGACCUGUUGUACCGAUGUCGUUUCCCCGCUUUCUGGCAGGUGUACAACUCGGACGAGCUGGAGACGCUCCGAGACAACUACACUGUGGAAGUGUCGGGAUUCGAAGAUGCCGUGCGAGAGGUUGUCAUUCGUGCGGUGAAGGCCACGUUCACGAGUAUCUCCACUGAGCGGUUAGGAUCCUACCUCAAUCUGAGUGGCACGGAUCUCGCCGGGUUCGUCUCGAAGAAGGAGUGGAAAGUCGAGUCCGAUGUUGUGACUAUUCCCCCAAAUCCCGACAACCAAAUCGAAUCGGUUGUCCUCCAAGAAAAUAUCAAGCUUCCCCAGCUAACAAAGGUCAUAGCACACGGUGCCAACUAGUACUUUGUAUUUCCUGUACUUGCAGAACUCGGCGAACGAAUGGCAUUAUGAUUGGAAUUACACGAAGGAUACAGGUCUA